CCAAUCCAUGGGCUUUCAAAAGUGGGCUAGAUACAGAGACGUCUGGAGGAAUGUCUAAGGACAGGCGCAUCGGCACUCUUGGCGCAGAUGCCUUCGCAGUUUUACCCCAAAACCCACCCACGCUGUCAGAUCGACCAGAGUUCGCCCAAGCGGCAUGCAUUGAGGCCCAAGCACCAGCGAGCACUCCUUACAACCCCAACCUCGGUCCAAUUCUUCAGGGUCACUGGAGCGAACUGUCAGACUCACCGGAUUUCCCUGUUCGUAAGGAGCAGGUGUCAGAUACGUGCGCAGAGGGUUCAUUUUGCUUCAUAUUCGUUUAUCGCACAUGUACCAGCAUGGGACAUAAUAACCAGCCCAAUUGAUGCUCAGCCUUACGAUACUCGGAGUCCGACAUGGACCCAGGCUUUCGGCUUUGCUCCGCCAUUGGACGACACUGUCAGACGCCUGAAUAUCGAUCACCCUCUCAGUCAGCGGGGCUUGUACAAUGGCACACCGAAAACAGGCAUAAGGUACCGUGUAACAGUCGCGGUGGUCUGGUGCGAACAUCCAACGCCCAGCAAUCGCAGCCCGGCGGUCUGCAAGUCCAAUUCCGUCGCCAGCCUCAGUCCGUCUGAGGACUGUAGAACGUAUUCUACUCGAGUCUAGUCUCUCCAAGCCAUGCCUCGCAAAACACAGCCCGCAGCUCGAUACCGUACCCAACUCCUAGCAAGGUCCGGGGCAUGACGGCUGGGUUCGGAUCUGUCACAGCUCUCCGCUUAUCGGUAGAUCUUUUGGGGUUUGCUGAAGGAAGGAUACGGUUAGUGAUCCGACAGGGUCUCGGUGGCCGUC
Molecule: messenger RNA, 828 nt
Organism: Parathielavia appendiculata
Lineage: Eukaryota; Fungi; Ascomycota; Sordariomycetes; Sordariales; Chaetomiaceae
Exons: 3
Coding region: 88-645 (185 amino acids)
Source: RefSeq, a predicted model, not a curated record